UUCUUUCUCUUCUAGAUUGAAACACUGCCGUUGAAGUUUCUCUUUGUCUUCCUGUGUGAGCACUGUUGGUUUCCUCUACUACCAUUACUGUCAGUUUCCCUCUACCAUUUAACAGAAGCUUCGAAACCAGUUGUUUUCACGCCCUCAGUAGUGAGAAAAGAUGAGCGAGACAAGACCAGUGCCAAGGAGAGAGAGCCCAUGGGGAAUGCCAGAGGGUGAACAUCGUCAACCCAAAGCUCACAGAUGUAACGAUCGAGCUGAGGAUGUUAUCCAAGCUUGUUUUGAGGGGAACCCAUUUAAGACAGUUCCGGGGCCUUUUAAACUCUUUUGGAGGUGCAUGCGAUCGAAACCCGGAGAGGAACCAACAGAGCCAUACACUUAUUUGCAACUGGAUCCCCCAAAGAGAGAGGAGGUUAAACUUGAGUGAAAUCCUUUCGUACAAUCCUGCUAUAGCUGUUUGGUAUUAGCUUUUCUACUUCAAGCAAUUUUUAUUAUGGUACUAAGUAUCGUUUUUAGCCCAUGUUUAUAAUGUGGUGUGGCACUCAUAAAUUUUAGUCUUUUCUGAUUAAUAAUGAAACUCAUCGAGAGGACCGAGUUUAUUAUCA
This is a messenger RNA of Mangifera indica (mango), 605 nucleotides long. RefSeq lists its product as uncharacterized. NCBI's taxonomy places the organism in Eukaryota, Viridiplantae, Streptophyta, Magnoliopsida, Sapindales, Anacardiaceae. The transcript has 4 exons. Bases 161 to 427 code for a protein of 88 amino acids. The record is from RefSeq and is a predicted model, not a curated record.